AUGCGACGUCGAGCAGAAGAGGAGGAGGAAGAGAGGAAGAAAAAAGCAGAAACAGAGGAAGCAGAAGAAGAAGAAGAUUUUCUUUGCACGCAAGAAAAAAGAAAAUCGUCACAACUGCUUCCUUCUUUUGUGGUUGCGUCACAAGAUGCAAAUAAAGAGAACGUUGAUGUUACUCGCAAUGUUCCUUGUGUGAAGAAGAGUGAGAACGUCUUGAGGAACGCUUUCGAGAAGUUUUUCGAGGAUACUAUUACCACGCGAUUCGAGGAAACGAAUGGGUUCAUCUUUGAAGUGUUGACGGCGCUCUCUGAUGCACCUCGAUGUGUGCAUCCUUUUUUGUCUACUCAGCCUCAACGAGGAGUGGAAAAAAACAAAAGAGAAGAAAUACGCGAAGGCGAACGCGCGCCAGAAGAAAUAUCUGCCGCGUCAGAUUCUGCCGAGCAGAAGAAGCAGAUCUCGACAAAGCCGAAGAAGAUGUCGUCGAAAGAGAAAGCGUCCAUGGGUUUAUGCUUUCGAGAAGCAGUCACGUUGGACGAUUUCUUGGACGGAUACAACACGCAGGUGAACUUGCCACCAAAACGAGUUUUGGCGUUGACGAAGGCGGAGAAAUCCAAACGCUCGUCGUACAUCAACUACUGGAAAGCGUUCGCGAGAAUCUUCCGCGACGCACUUUCUGACUUCGAGACGUUGUUUGGCGAUAAAGCUGGCGAAUACAUCGGCGAGUUCGAACUGGCGAUGGAAGAAGCGCUCGUGGUUUCUACCGAGCAGACGAGCAAGCGAGCAGGCGAGCAAAAACGGUGGAAGCCAGUCGCCUCAGCUUUCAUUUCUGCUUCGGCAGAAACGCGCGAGACGAUGCGAACGAGUUGGAAUCUGAAAGGCAUCAUGAAUCAGAUGCAUCUGAAGACGUUUACUUUGUAA
Messenger RNA from Bathycoccus prasinos, 915 nucleotides. RefSeq lists its product with no specific name. Lineage: Eukaryota; Viridiplantae; Chlorophyta; Mamiellophyceae; Mamiellales; Bathycoccaceae. The transcript has a single exon. The coding region runs from base 1 to 915 and encodes 304 amino acids. The record is from RefSeq and is a predicted model, not a curated record.